CACUAAUCCACUUUUUUAUAUUGCUUCAUUGAGACACAUAGCAUAGUAAUUUUCAUCCUAUAUAUAUCAUGGCCUCCGAACCCCCACAGUAUAAAGUUCUCUUAGUCGGAGAUGGAGGAACUGGCAAAACGACUUUUGUCAGACGUCACCUAUCGGGAAAUUUUGAACGCAAAUAUAUCCCUACAAUUGGCGUGAAUGUAGAACCCAUUCUUUGGCAUACAACGCGAGGCCCUGUUCUUUUAAAUAUCUGGGAUACAGCCGGUCAGGAGAAGUUCGGAUAUCUCCGCGAAGGUUACUAUAUCAAUGGAAAUGCUGCGAUUAUAAUGUUCGACGUCACGUCUCGCACUACAUAUAAAAAUGUUCCUAACUGGCAUCGAGAUAUCAAUCGUGUUUGUGCCAAUGACAUACCCAUUGUAUUGUGCGGUAACAAGGUAGAUGUCAAAGAUCGUGAUGUAGUUCCAAAGAAUAUUAAUUAUCACCGCAAAAAAAAUCUCACAUAUUUCGAGAUUUCUGUCAAAAGUAAUUAUAACUACGAAAAGCCCUUCAUCUACUUACUUCGUAGGCUGAGCCACGAUGACAAGCUUUCUCUUGUUCAAGAACCCGCUCUUCUUCCACAGGAGUUAACAGUUGAUUUAGAAGCUCAGAAAGCCAAUGAGGCCAUUAUAGCUGCUGCAGACGCAGACUUCCCGGCAGAUGAAGAUACCUUCUAGUAAUCCUCAGCGAAUUGAUGAAAACCAGCGCAACUGUUCUACGAAUAACAAUUGUAUGAGUAAAAAGUUUGUCUAUUACCCAAAUGAAUAUUUUACUCCAAAUGCUAUCAGCAUCCUGAUAAGUACCUUUGUACUAAUAUUAACCAAUGAAUGUGAAUUUUUUCUACUCUGAGAGGAAUGGCAGAUUUGAUAAUUUUCGUAUUCUCAAUUUACAAAUUGAACACAUAUUCUCUCAGAUUAAGCGGU
Messenger RNA from Schistocerca gregaria, 956 nucleotides. Its product is annotated as GTP-binding nuclear protein Ran-like. NCBI's taxonomy places the organism in Eukaryota, Metazoa, Arthropoda, Insecta, Orthoptera, Acrididae. Gene Ontology annotation, molecular function: GTPase activity; GTP binding. Gene Ontology annotation, cellular component: nucleus; cytoplasm. Bases 69 to 710 code for a protein of 213 amino acids. The record is from RefSeq and is a predicted model, not a curated record. The transcript has 5 exons. Gene Ontology annotation, biological process: ribosomal subunit export from nucleus; protein import into nucleus.